UAUACAUCCACUCUCCUUUUGCUUUUAGUCCCCUUUUUUGUCUGUCAUGGAUCUCGAGCGUUGAAUUCCUACGAUCAUACAUCCAGAUUCAAAACCCUUUAAACCUUCCUUCCUUCCUUCAUCAUUCUGCUCCUUCAUUACUUUCGCCCCUUCACGUUUCUUCUGCUUCAAGUCAUCUCUUUCUUUUUUAGAUUGAUUUGUGAGUGGUGGAUAAAUACUACUUUAUUCUGAUACAGAUUAAGGGGUCAUACGUACAGGAUUUUGUAGCUCACCUGAAGUGGUAAUUUAGAGGUUCAUGUUUGUGUAAUAGAAGCUAAAAAUGGCACGGAAAAAUUUCAGUUGUUCAUCAACGUUGUUUCUUGUUCUUUUGGCUGUUGGGUCAUUCUUUGCGACAUACAAUUUAUUAACAAUGGCAGUUCACUACAAAGGUGCGAAUUCUCUAGGGUUAUCUAAUGAUCCUAUUGUUGAAAUGCCUGAUAAUAUGAAAAGAGCAAGGGGUUCCAAGGCGUUAUUCCAUGUUGCGUUGACAGCUACAGAUGCUCCUUAUAGCAAAUGGCAAUGCCGAAUCAUGUAUUAUUGGUAUAAAAAAACAAAAGAUAAGGCUGGAUCAGAUAUGGGAAAGUUCACCAGGAUUCUGCAUUCGGGUGAGCCCGAUAAUCUGAUGGAGGAGAUUCCAACCUUUGUUGUUGACCCCCUCCCAUCUGGUUUGGAUCGAGGGUACAUAGUUUUAAACAGACCGUGGGCCUUUGUGCAAUGGCUGGAGAGGGCUACUAUUGAAGAGGAAUACAUAUUAAUGGCAGAGCCUGACCACAUAUUUGUAAAUCCACUGCCUAAUUUGGCUCGUGGAGAAUUUCCUGCUGGAUACCCGUUUUUCUAUAUCAAGCCUGCUGAUAACGAAAAAAUAAUUAGAAAAUAUUUUCCCAAGGAGAAUGGGCCUGUAACUAAUGUAGACCCAAUUGGUAAUUCUCCUGUUAUUAUAAGAAAGGAUCUACUUGAAAAAAUUGCCCCCACUUGGAUGAAUGUUUCUUUAAGAAUGAAGGAUGAUCCCGAGACUGAUAAAACUUUUGGAUGGGUGCUAGAAAUGUAUGCAUAUGCUGUGGCCUCUGCUUUGCAUGGUGUACAGCACAUUCUUCGCAAAGAUUUUAUGCUCCAGCCUCCAUGGGACUUUGAAACCGGCAAUAGGUUUAUCAUUCAUUACACCUAUGGAUGUGACUACAACAUGAAGGGUGAGCUAACAUAUGGAAAGAUUGGAGAAUGGCGGUUUGACAAGAGAUCACAUCUACGUGGACCUCCGCCAAGAAAUCUGCCUUUGCCCCCACCCGGGGUUCCCGAAAGUGUGGUGACUCUUGUAAAGAUGGUGAAUGAGGCUACUGCCAACAUUCCAAAUUGGGAUACCACUGAAUAACUGAUCGAUUUUAGUAUACAAAAAACAAGGGAGGAUGAAUUAGAUGAUAAUUUCGUGCUUAAAAUAGUAUCUAAAGUGAACUAAACGCCGUGAGUUCGAGGAGCUAACAAACACAAAAAACAAGAUCAUCCUUUUGUUCUCGAUGAAUGUAAUCACAUAACUUUUUGGUUGGUGACUAUUCUUAUUUUAUAGAAAUGAUAUAUGUGUGAGUUAUGUUUUUAUCUUUGACAGGCUUAUAACGAUUUUCUUGAAGGAUC
Molecule: messenger RNA, 1662 nt
Organism: Helianthus annuus (common sunflower)
Lineage: Eukaryota; Viridiplantae; Streptophyta; Magnoliopsida; Asterales; Asteraceae
Product: hydroxyproline O-arabinosyltransferase 3
Exons: 9
Coding region: 320-1405 (361 amino acids)
Molecular function (GO): glycosyltransferase activity
Source: RefSeq, a predicted model, not a curated record